AGUUCUAUUUUUCGCCCGUAUCAGUUUCGACUGUCAGAAGUGGAUGGAUUCCGAUAUCGUGCGAUGGAUGUUGUUCGACACUUGACACGAAAGGUAAUCCGUGAGGCACGUCUAAAAGAGAUCAAACUAGAGCUGUUAAAUUCCGAACGACUGAAGGGAUAUUUUGAAGACCACGUUCCGGAUCUGGAAGCACUUCGUCAUGACAAACCACUUGCGCGCCAAAGUCAGCCGCACCUGAAGGACGUUCCGGACUAUUUGGUUCCCGCACCUUUGCGCGCUUUAAUGCCUCAAACAAGCGGUGGUCGAAGACGACGUAACCGGUGGCGACGAGAGAAUCUCGAUUUGGGCGAUAUUGAUACGGAGAAGGCAUCUGGCAAAGAACAAUCCGUUCCCGGCAAGAAGGCUUCGAAAACCGGCCCACUUCAUACUUUACAGGCGAAGCACAAGAUCGCGAAAAGGGUGAGCAAAGGGUAUCGUUCUAUCGAUUGGGUUAUCUUUUUACCAUGA
This is a messenger RNA of Echinostoma caproni, 507 nucleotides long. Lineage: Eukaryota; Metazoa; Platyhelminthes; Trematoda; Plagiorchiida; Echinostomatidae. The record is from the annotation of a GenBank genome assembly.